This is a messenger RNA of Kockovaella imperatae, 2041 nucleotides long. RefSeq names its product Sec1-like protein. The record is from RefSeq and is a predicted model, not a curated record. The coding region runs from base 28 to 2004 and encodes 658 amino acids. Gene Ontology annotation, biological process: intracellular protein transport; endoplasmic reticulum to Golgi vesicle-mediated transport. The transcript is spliced from 7 exons. Gene Ontology annotation, molecular function: syntaxin binding. Gene Ontology annotation, cellular component: Golgi membrane; cytosol. NCBI's taxonomy places the organism in Eukaryota, Fungi, Basidiomycota, Tremellomycetes, Tremellales, Cuniculitremaceae.
CCGUUGAUCACAUAGCUACAAAACAGGAUGACCAGGCCGACACUGCUACAAUCGCAGGUCGACUCCUUGCUGACUAUCCUCAACUUGAAUCAGCCAUCCACUUCGGCCGCUCCCGUUCGUCCAGCUUCUCCUGCUGUCGACGAGCAACCAUCCGGACCGUUGAUAUGGAAGGUACUCAUUCUGGAUGAGCAGAGCAAGGAUAUCUUGGCGACGAGUCUGAGAGUACAGGAUCUCAGGGAUCAAGGUGUGACACUGCAUAUGCAAUUGCAUUCGCCGAGACCACCGUUGUCCGACGUGCCGGCAGUGUAUUUCGUUUCGCCAACCUUGGAAAACAUCCGAAGAAUAGCCAAGGACCUUGACCCACCACUUUACUCCUCAUAUCACCUCUCUUUCACCUCUGCGCUUCCUCGAUCUCUACUGGAGGAGCUAGCGUCGCUGAUCCUAGCAAGUGACCCGACUGGCGCUACUGGCCAACUAGUGACUUCCGUCCAUGACCAAUUCCUAGACUUUGUGGUACCUUCACCGAACCUGUUUUCGCUUCUGCAGAGGGAGAAGGGUCGGUCCAGUUAUGUUGUACUCAACGAUCCGAAAGCCGGCGAGGUCGACAUCGAAGCUGAAGUGGAUAGAAUAGCCAAGGGCUUACUGAGCGUGAUCAUCACCAUGGGCGUCGUUCCUAUCAUCCGGUGUCCCAGAGGCAAUGCGGCGGAGAUGGUUGCUCGGCAGUUGGAGAAAAAACUCAGAGAUCACUUGGCAUCCUCUCAACGUAGAGAAGCUGACCUGAUGCAACGACCUCUUCUCGUUAUACUGGACCGGAACGUGGAUCUUAUACCAAUGCUCUCUCAUUCUUGGACAUACCAAGCUCUGGUGCACGAUGUUCUAGAUAUGAAGCUGAACAGGGUGACGGUCGAGUCGCCCGAGAACGGUCGUUUACAGAAAAAAUCUUACGAUAUUGACUCUAAAGACUUUUUCUGGGACAAGAACGCACCGAACCCAUUCCCUCAGGUCGCAGAGGACAUUGACACAGAGUUGGGAAGGUACAAGAGUGACGCUGCAGAGAUCACCAGAUCGACAGGAAUCAGUGAUGUGAAUGACGUGUCCCAAAUCGACUUCUCGUCCAACACAGCCAAUCUCAAAACGGCUAUCACCGCGCUUCCGGAAUUGACGGCACGGAAACAGACUCUUGACACUCACAUGAACAUUGCGACUGCCUUGCUCCAAGCCAUCAAGGAGCGAGGCCUGGACAAUCUGUUCCAGGUCGAGGAGAACGCAUCAAGACAGCCAAAGACGACAGUAGUGGCGACACUGAAGGGUCAAACAGACGAGCCUGGGCAGACAGCGAAGCCAACUCCUGAAGAUCAACUCCGACUAGUCAUCAUCUACUACCUAUCUCUCGCCACACUGUCCAAAGAGGAUCUUGCCGAGCUUACGAGCAUUCUGAAAGAGCAUGGAGCCAACACUGCGGCACUAGAAUACGUUAAAAAGGUCAGAGAAGUGACCAGAAUGACCAUGAUGGCGAGUCAGCCGGUCGCCCCGCCAACCCAGGGCAGAGAGUGGACCAAGGGUCUGAGCUCGCUCGGUAGCUCGAUCACUGACCGUCUUCGCGAAGGAGGCAUCUCGGGAGUCGGCUUUGACAAUCUCAUUUCUGGAGUCAAAAACUUCUUGCCAGCCAGGAAGGAGCUGACCGUUACACGGCUCGUUGAAGCCCUCAUGGAGCCCUCGACUGCCGCAGCCCAGGCUUUGCAGGAUACAGACGACUAUCUGAUGUUCGACCCAAAAGCGACAAGGUCAAGAGCGCCCCAGGGGAGAACUAGAUCGCAAUAUGGCGAAGCGAUAGUCUUCGUCGUUGGAGGUGGCGGAUAUGUCGAAUAUGGCAACUUGAUAGAAUGGGCUAAUAGGAGCUCUAAAGAGGGAGGAGGCGGAGGCAAGAGGAUCACAUAUGGAAGUACAGAGAUCAUGAACCCAAAGUCAUUUGUAGAGGCUUUAGGUGAGCUUGGUCAAGCAUAGAUAGAUGUAUGGGGGGAUGUAUGAGGUGCAACGAGGG